AUGGCGCAACAGCUGCACACCUACCUCCGAUGGACUUCUAUCAAGCUUGACCAGUUUGACUAUGUUAGCACACGCGCCGGCAACCCUGAACUGUCGGUGGCUGGAGCCUCAGUCAACAGUGAUCUCGUGUUAUUCUAUAUUCAAUUUUACUGCUACAAUGUUGAAUCGAUCCUCGUCGUCUCAUGGUGUACAGAGCUGGCCUACUCCAUCUACCAUUUAAAAGCAACCGGAUCAGCAACACGAUACGGAAGCUAUGCUGCCAAAACUACGGCUGUUAUCAUUCCCAUCAUCCAAGUGAGCCUGAUGCGCACCGACGUAGUACAAAGCUCAACCAUUGGGUUCUAUUUCCUUGCGAACAUGAUCAUGGGUGUCAGCCUUGCUCUCGGCACAAUCCUCCUCUUGGCUAUCCUCGCGAGAUACGUUGCAACACGAGCUGUGGCGGCCUGGCAUGUUGGGUAUGCCGAUCGCUCGACUGUUGGUGGCACCAAUGCCGCAACUACUCAAAACACCGCCGUCGGAAGUCUUGCCAGCAGCACUGGCGGAGUACCAUUACAAGAGAAGAGCAUUUAUGAUAGCUGGCUGGUUACCCGCUUCACUCUUGCCUUCGCGGGUCUAUCAGCGUUCCAGCUGGUCAUCAUUGCGCAAGAAAUCAGCUUUGCCCGAGAUAAUGGCAAAGACUCGCAGGGUUCUGUUGUCGAUCUGAGCUACCAGCGAGCCAUUGGCGACGUCUUAACUUUCCUACCGGGCGUGUCCGCCAGUCUCCUCGCCUUUAUAGUCUUCGGCACAACGAAGUCAUUCCGAGACUAUUUCUACCGCAAAUUGGUACCGAGGAGCAUGCGGAGGCGUUGGAGGAACACGAUGAGGAGCCCACCGGUUGUCGCAAUACCAGCUCGAUACCCAAUUCCGGACACCCCCGGGCAAUCGGAAUUUUUCGAGCUCGAUGGUGGAGAGUCUGGUCUGGGCCCAGGAAUUCGUCAGCAUGACAGCCGCUCACCCGGCGUCAGCUCCGUGAGCUUCGCGGGAAAGGACCCAGAGGACGAGUUUCCAAUACUGUCAAUUAGGCCGCACGGAUGA
Diaporthe citri is the source of this 1074-nucleotide messenger RNA. RefSeq lists its product as uncharacterized. The transcript is spliced from 7 exons. The coding region runs from base 1 to 1074 and encodes 357 amino acids. The record is from RefSeq and is a predicted model, not a curated record. Lineage: Eukaryota; Fungi; Ascomycota; Sordariomycetes; Diaporthales; Diaporthaceae.